CCGCCGCCUGAACCUCCUGGCGAAUCUAGUGUUCCGCCGACUCGGAAGAAAAAUCGGGCGGGGAUUUCUCCGCGAACUGCCAAGUUUUCGGGGGUAGUGGAAAACAGGCGUGGGGACAUGGACAGCCGCUUGCAGGAGAUCCGGGAGCGGCAGAAGCUACGGCGACAGCUCCUCGCGCAGCAGCUGGGAGCCGAAAAUGCUGACAGCAUUGGUGCUGUGUUAAAUAGCAAAGAUGAGCAGAGAGAAAUUGCUGAAACAAGAGAAACUUGCAGGGCUUCUUAUGAUACCUCUGCUCCCAAUGCAAAACGGAAGUAUCAAGAUGAAGGGGAGACAGAUGAAGACAAAAUGGAAGAAUAUAAGGAUGAACUUGAAAUGCAACAGGAGGAAGAAAAUUUGCCAUAUGAAGAAGAAAUCUACAAAGAUUCUAGUACUUUUCUGAAGGGAACACAGAGUUUAAAUCCCCAUAAUGAUUACUGCCAACAUUUUGUAGAUACUGGACAUAGACCUCAAAAUUUCAUCAGGGAUGUAGGUUUGGCUGACAGAUUUGAAGAAUACCCUAAACUGAGGGAACUCAUCAGGCUAAAGGAUGAGUUAAUAGCUAAAUCUAACACUCCUCCUAUGUACUUACAAGCAGAUAUAGAAGCCUUUGACAUCAGAGAACUAACACCCAAAUUUGAUGUGAUUCUUCUGGAACCCCCGUUAGAAGAAUAUUACAGAGAGACUGGCAUCACCGCUAAUGAAAAAUGCUGGACUUGGGAUGAUAUCAUGAAGUUAGAAAUCGAUGAGAUUGCUGCACCUCGAUCUUUUAUUUUUCUUUGGUGUGGUUCUGGGGAAGGACUGGACCUCGGAAGAGUGUGUUUACGCAAGUGGGGUUACAGAAGAUGUGAAGAUAUUUGUUGGAUAAAAACCAAUAAAAACAAUCCUGGAAAGACUAAGACUUUAGAUCCAAAGGCUGUCUUCCAGAGAACAAAGGAGCACUGCCUAAUGGGCAUCAAGGGCACUGUUAAACGCAGCACAGACGGAGACUUCAUUCAUGCCAACGUGGACAUUGACUUGAUUAUCACAGAAGAACCUGAAAUCGGCAAUAUAGAAAAGCCUGUUGAAAUUUUUCAUAUCAUUGAACAUUUCUGUCUUGGUAGAAGACGCCUUCAUCUGUUUGGAAGAGAUAGUACAAUUCGACCAGGCUGGCUCACAGUUGGCCCAACUCUUACCAAUAGCAACUACAAUGCAGAAACAUACGCAUCCUACUUCAGCGCCCCUAAUUCCUACUUGACUGGGUGUACAGAAGAAAUUGAGAGACUUCGACCAAAAUCACCUCCUCCCAAAUCUAAAUCUGAUCGCGGAGGUGGAGCUCCCAGGGGUGGAGGAAGAGGAGGAACUUCGGCUGGCCGUGGCCGAGAAAGAAAUCGAUCAAACUUCCGGGGGGAAAGAGGUGGCUUUAGAGGGGGCCGCGGAGGAGCACACAGAGGUGGCUUCCCACCCCGGUGAUUUUGUCAGACAGUGGUUCUCUUACUGCCCUGCUGCUUCCUGUAGUAUGAAUUUCAGUUGGGAGACAGUUAGUUUAGAAUUCCAGCUGGCACUUUGCUUUUUACUUUCUCAAGGCUGCAGGAGUAUCGGAACCAACCUCCCAGGCAGUUGUCACACACACUGACCAGUUUAGUCCAAGAUGAAGAAGUCACCCUACCUUAGACAUGUGCAUGUAACCGACCAGGAUGCAACACCAUGGAUACCUUCACUUUUAGAGCCUGAAUUUGUUCAGACAGAUUCCAAGUAAUUAAAAAGGUUUUUGCCUUUUAGCACAAGUAGAAAUGAGCAGUGAAAAACUCAAUCUGUAGCAUCUCACUAGUACUUACGGCCAUGGAUAAUGGGUUCCUGCCACUGCUGUCACAGCAAACAGGAAACUGGGAGUCUGGGUAGAAUGAACUUAGGACAGAUGGUAAGUUCUGCCAGAGUUUUAACAGUCCCUUAAUGAAAUAGUAAAAAGACUUCUUUUCCUUCCUUUUAAAAAAAAUUUGUAAAGUCAGAUAUAAUUUGACUACAGAAGAAAGUGAGAGGCUUUGAACAGUCAGUCAGCUCUACCCAAAUCUAAAUCUGAGAGGGGAGCUGGAGCUCAGAGGUGGAGGAAGAGCCCUUAGGAAGAGAAAGUACAUCAUCGUCUUCAUGGCAUACCUGUAGGUGACUCUUAAAUCAUGCUUCCUAAGAAGCAAAAGAGGACACAUGUACAUGUGGUAGCACUUUGGUGUAGACUUGAAUUUGGAUUCACCCGCAUAGCAACUUUAUAUUCCUUAGCAAAAUAAGAGAAGACACCAGCAGAGACACCUACUUACCAGGUGUGUGGCUUCAGCAUUUCGGGGAAUAAAGUACUGUUGAUGAGGAAAAGGAAACACCUUUAAACUUGUCAAGGAAAAAAGUUCAAGGUAAAAGCAGUUAUGGAAAACCCUCAGCAAGACAGCUGGGAAGGAGAACUGCGGUCACCUCUUGCCGAAGUCCGUGAUUUAAGGAACUGGCUUUUCAGCUCGGUUAGUUGUAUGAGUCUUUAUGCUGUCAUUUCUCUUUCUAUAUUAUAUCUCAUGUAUUAAUUGAAAAUACGUUGAAUGAUACACCUCACUGCUCUUGAUAAAUAUAUAUAUUUUUUAUUUUGGGUAUAAUUUUUCUACUGAAACUUUUUAACCGGUGGAAUUUGAAAGUAUGUCUUCUGAAAGUGGAGCUGGUAUUGCUACCAAAUGGAAGAGGCUGAGCUCAGGUCAGAUUCUUGGUUUCGCCUGGGAUGCGCCUCAGUGGUUAUUUUGUGCUUUUUCACUGGCUCAUUAUUAAUGCAUAAAAUGAGACUAUGUUAUACCCACUAAGGACUGAGUUACAGAGUUGAGAUUCCCUACAAACCUGAUGAUUUAACUUGCUGAAGCUGUUAGUAUUGUCCUAGUAUAGAUGGCAUUUGACUAUGACAAGUCUGACGUAGCCAUCCUGUAACAUAUGCAUCUGACCACCCCAGAGCAUCAUGUGGGUGUCAGGACACAUGACCAUCGUAGACCACCAUGAUAGACAUGUGAUUACCACAUGUUGUGUAUGACAUGAAUUCUGUGUUACACCCAUCGUGUGUUGUGUGAUGUGAUAUGCCGUUUGUGGUGCAGGUACAUGUUGUUUGUGGUGUGUCACAUUGUGCAUGUCAUUUGUGACAUAGUGCUUCCUUCAGUGACGACGGCCACAAAGUGUCAUGUUGUUCAAGGCGAGCACGUCAUUUAUGAUGUAUGUCAUUCAUAGGCAUCAUCUGUGGUGUGUGGCGGCGUGUGUCAUGACCUGUAUGUGUGUGUUUCAAUUGUGGUAUGUGUUGAAGUUGGGUCUGGUCUCCCAGGGUCCAAGUUGUAGAGGAUCAACACUGGGCACAGGGGCUGUUCUGAUACUACCAUGGAUAGAAGUCACCUGUGAGUCUGAAAGUCAUAAACAUGCAACCUAAGCUGCAUCUCUCCAUCUUCUGAAGCCCUGUGUUAGGCCACAGUUUCAUUUUCAGCUAAGGGAGCUGUUUCAGCGACAUGCCUGGGAGUUAGUAUGCUCGCCUUGGCUGAGAUUCUUGGGGCUUUUAUUCAGAAUGAUGAUUCCUUUUCAUGUCUUCUAAAAUACCUUCUUAAUGGCUAAAUUACAUUUUGAUUAGUUACAGCAGCUAAUUUUAAAACCUGUACUGUUUUAUCCUGAAUUUAAGACCAUAGAAUUUAGCCUUUGAAGUAGAGUUCCAGAUUUUACUCAUUUGUUUAAUAUAAUCUUUAUUAAUUUGACAAAAUGAUGGCCCAGUGGGGCUCAUUCUGAAUCGCAGUCUUUGAUCUAAAAGUGUCUCAUAUUUUUGUGAGCUAUUAAAAACAUAAGCCUUUACAUAAAAGCCUUUUAUUAGAACAGUCCUAUAAUCUUGGGGUCCAUGUGAGACUUUUUUUUUUACAUUAUUCUCUUUGAUGAUUGUUUAGUGGUAGGGAGAGAACUUUAGUUUGGGUCUCAAAAAUGUAUGUAGUUGGCUUUCAAGUUGUAAAUUUUAGGACUUCUGAGGAGGUUAGAACAUUUAUUCAGCCAACUGAGCCCACAGAAUAUUCCAUUUCUGGAAAAGCCCUAUUGCUUCUCUCAAGCUUUCCAUUAUUUAGUCAGAUAUAAAUAUGGCUACAGUGCAGAGCAAACAUCCUAGUUUAGUCGACUGUUAUUUUUCUCCAGUAUUAGAUAAAAGAUUAAAAUGACCAGUAUGAGAAUUUUUUUAACAGUACUUACCUCUGUAAUUGGAGCAGCUAAGAAAGCCAGGAUAAGCUAGAUUUUGCCAAAAGUACUUCUUGAGUAUCUAGAAGUCAAGACUGUAAAAGGCAUGUGGGAACCGUGCAUGUAACCCAAAUUGUGGAAGCAAACCAUGAGCGUUUUUUAUAGUGGAAUAACUGUCUGUCUGACCAACUUUGCGUAUAAACAUGGUAAUUCAUUUCCUUCCUCCCAUCUGUGCUGUUUCCCCACUUUGAUGGAUUUUUCUCAGUUCUGCUCUAGAAGAGAUGAGGAGGACAAAACACCUUAAUAAACAGCCAUUCUAUUCUGUUAGGUUGGUUCAAAUUCUAUUAG
Molecule: messenger RNA, 4575 nt
Organism: Condylura cristata (star-nosed mole)
Lineage: Eukaryota; Metazoa; Chordata; Mammalia; Eulipotyphla; Talpidae
Gene: METTL14
Product: methyltransferase like 14
Exons: 11
Coding region: 118-1488 (456 amino acids)
Cellular component (GO): nucleus; RNA N6-methyladenosine methyltransferase complex
Molecular function (GO): mRNA binding
Source: RefSeq, a predicted model, not a curated record